Molecule: messenger RNA, 322 nt
Organism: Dentiscutata heterogama
Lineage: Eukaryota; Fungi; Glomeromycota; Glomeromycetes; Diversisporales; Gigasporaceae
Source: the annotation of a GenBank genome assembly
AUGUCAUUAAAACCUAAACGUGGCAGAAAACCAGGCCCUAUUUGGGAUCAUUUUGAACAGGAUGACUUAGAUAAUUCAAAGCAUUUUCAAGCAAUAUGUAGUUAUUGCCGUGAUCCAAUAUUGGGAGUUCCUGAAAGAAUGCUUAACGACUUAAAAGAAUCUUAUAAUGUAUAUAAAGAAGUAGAAAUUGAAAUUCAAAAUCAAAUUUGGAAAAUUUCUGAUUUUUCAAACCAACACCAUACGGGUAAUAUAAUGUUUGAUGCCUAUAAAGAAGUAGGAAUGUCAUUAGAUAAUAAGUUAAUUGGGUUUGUGUCAGAUAGUG